Striga hermonthica is the source of this 1011-nucleotide messenger RNA. The record is from the annotation of a GenBank genome assembly. NCBI's taxonomy places the organism in Eukaryota, Viridiplantae, Streptophyta, Magnoliopsida, Lamiales, Orobanchaceae.
AUGGCAUUUCCCAUUGUCGAUUUUCUAGGAGGCAACAAUCUUGCCGUUUGCGACACGAUGACUAGCGAGCCCUACGUUGUUGUCGAAUGCGGUUCGCAGAAGUCAGAAGUCGUGCAGGACAACUGCAACCCUGUCUGGAAUGAAGAUUUGACCAUUUAUGUGAAGGACCUAAAUGCCCCUAUCAAUAUAGACACGUUCACAUACGACGACAAUAUGGGAAACGCCAAAAUCGACAUAAAACCUAUAGUAGAAUGCAUGAGGAUGGGACUGGAAAGUUUCCCGGACGGGACUAAAGUUGAAAAGGUUCAGCCGAGCCGUGAGAACUGUUUGGCUGAGGAGAGCUGUGUACUGUGGAGUGAAGGAAAAAUGAUUCAGGACAUGAUUUUGAAGUUGAGAGAUGCCGAGUGUGGGGAGGUUCUGGUUCAGAUUGAGUGGCGUGAUCUUCCAGAGGUGAACCCGAUCAUCGAUGCACUGUGCGGCCUCUUGGAGCUGCUGGAGGGCGGAAAAGCCUCCAACAACAAUGUUUUUCUAUCCUCUGAAGGUGGUUGGAGAAUGCAUCCUGAUGAGGCUUGUCGUGGGAUUUCGCCUUUUGGGUCAAGGUACGGUGACAGCAACCUAGAAGAUGACAAUUUCCGACCUUUUGGGUCCUGUGGUGGAAGGAGGUAUUUUAGAAAUAGUAGGGAAAAUGCAGGAUCCUUUAGUCAGAAGGAUUGGGAUCUCCCUCUUGGGAACCACCUGUUGCAUCGUUGUUGCAUCGUCUGGUGCCUGGAAAAGCCUCACCUUGGCUGGGGUGAGGAUCUUGCAAAGUAUGAGAAGAAGAAAGUUGAUAGUCCUGAAGAUGGUGUUUCGAAAGAUUUCCUGGCUAACAGUGUCAGUGUCAGCACUACCGAAGCUAUGCAGUUUGCUUCUGUUGAUGUGCCUGAUAAGAGUCCCAAAGCCGUAAAUGGGUUAGAUUGUGCCUCACCAGUGACUUCGUCUUCUGUUGAUUGUAGUUCUUCUCCAGGUAGAUGA